GCCCAUCUCUUUUCCUUCUUCUUUCUUCUCUUCUUUCUUCUUUUCCUAUUACCCUUCGACCUUCUCUGUUCUACUUGAACGCAGAGAGAGAGAGAGACAAGAGAGUGAGAUCGAGAGAUGGAGAGGGAGAUCAGAGAGAGAGAGUUGGGAGUAGAGAGAUGAAACUGAGAGAGAGCCGAGAGAUGAGACCGAGAUCGGGAGAGUUGAGGGAGAUGGAGCCCGAUCCUCCAUGGAUCGACGCCGGUGAUGCGAGUUCCGGCCGACUCUACCGAUGGGUCGACUAUGGUGGUGCCUAGGACUCGAUUUCCGGUGGAACCCAAGAGCUUGGACCUGCAACCCGCGACCCGAACCCAAGAACCCGUGAGACCCGAUCUUUCGGUGGUGUUGUCCGGCGAGUCCUCCGACGAACCAGAGCCGAUUUCCGGCCUUGCUUCGGAUAGUGUCCGAAUUGGAGACUUCAAUGGGUUCUCCAAUGUAGAGUCUGAGUCGUGGGUCCAAUGCAGCCAAGAUGAUGUUUCUUUGGCUGCAGGUAUUCCAGUCGUAGUAUAUGGUGUUGUAGAAGUAUACUGAGGAUAUUAUGACUGAAGCUCAACGCGACGGUUGUAAUGUGUUAGACCGCGGGAUGUCUAUUCCUUUAGGUAUUUUGAUUAUCGCUUGUGACGCUUGUGCCACAUGAUCUUUGUUAAGCCAUUUAUGUUAUGUAUUUAAUUCGAGGAAAAAUUUAAUCAUAUAGUUAUUUAAUGGCUCUUUGUUGUAAUUAUUUGUGAUAGGUGUAUAAGAUGUGACUUCCGCUAUUAGGUUA
Messenger RNA from Alnus glutinosa, 802 nucleotides. RefSeq lists its product as uncharacterized. The record is from RefSeq and is a predicted model, not a curated record. The transcript has 3 exons. Bases 247 to 570 code for a protein of 107 amino acids. Lineage: Eukaryota; Viridiplantae; Streptophyta; Magnoliopsida; Fagales; Betulaceae.